Molecule: messenger RNA, 2229 nt
Organism: Acanthochromis polyacanthus (spiny chromis)
Lineage: Eukaryota; Metazoa; Chordata; Actinopteri; Pomacentridae
Gene: ivd
Product: isovaleryl-CoA dehydrogenase
Exons: 12
Coding region: 165-1418 (417 amino acids)
Biological process (GO): L-leucine catabolic process
Cellular component (GO): mitochondrion
Molecular function (GO): 3-methylbutanoyl-CoA dehydrogenase activity; flavin adenine dinucleotide binding
Source: RefSeq, a predicted model, not a curated record
ACUAUGUGUGAGUGACGUUUGCGGUACCAGGAGAUAGAGUUAGAGUGAGACCUCUUACUUUCUCGAAGCUAAAGGGCAUCCAGCCCGAGGUCUAGCAGCACUGCAUCGCCUCCCACUGAGCUUCGGUUCUCACUUUUUCUACACUACCGUCUGCAAGCAGCACCAUGUUGGCCGUCAGAAACGCUCUCCGUCUCGGCUCCAGGUUAACCGUCUCCGCGGUGGCGAGGAGAGGAUGUGCCGGAGCUCCCAUCCCGGUGGACGACGUGGUGAACGGACUCACCGACGACCAGAUACAGCUAAGACAGACGGUCCGUAAAUUCUUCGCAGAAAAGCUUGCACCUUAUGCUGAUGAGAUCGACAGGCAAAAUGAUUUUUCACAAUUGCGGAAAUUUUUCAAAGAAAUGGGUGAUAUGGGACUCCUUGGCAUCACAGCUCCAGUGGAAUGUGGGGGCACGGGGUUGGGCUACCUGGACCACUGCAUUGUGCUGGAGGAAAUGUCACGAGUGUCAGCAGCCAUUGCUCUCAGUUACGGCGCCCACUCUAACCUGUGCGUCAACCAGAUGGUACGCCACGCCAAUGAGAAACAGACGGAGAAGUACUUGCCAAAGUUACUGACCGGCGAGCACAUCGGAGCUUUGGCGAUGAGUGAGCCCAAUGCUGGCUCUGAUGUUGUGUCCAUGAAACUCAAAGCCAGGAGGGACGGAAACUCCUAUAUUCUGAAUGGCAACAAGUUCUGGAUCACAAAUGGCCCAGAUGCUGACGUCCUCAUUGUGUAUGCAAAGACAGAUCCUGAGGCCCAUCAGAGAGGCAUCUCAGCUUUCAUUGUUGAAAAGGGAAUGCCAGGAUUCUCUACCGCGCAGAAGCUCGACAAACUCGGCAUGAGGGGAUCCAACACCUGCGAGCUGAUCUUUGAAGACUGCAAAAUCCCAGCGGAGAACAUUCUGGGUCCUUUGAACAAAGGUGUAUAUGUGAUGAUGAGUGGAUUAGAUCUGGAGAGGCUGGUGCUUGCAGCUGGACCUGUUGGCAUCAUGCAGGCUGUCAUGGACGCUGCCGUUCCUUACGUCCACGUCAGAGAAGCUUUCGGACAAAAGAUUGGACACUUUCAGCUGAUGCAAGGCAAGAUGGCCGACAUGUACACCAGGCUGAGCUCCUGCCGACAGUAUCUGUACAACGUUGCCCGGGCUUGUGACAAAGGACACUUCAGUUCAAUGGACUGUGCUGGAGUGAUCCUGCAUUGUGCUGAGAACGCCACUCAGGUUGCUUUGGAUGGAAUUCAGUGUUUGGGUGGAAACGGCUACAUCAACGACUACCCGAUGGGGAGAUAUCUGCGGGAUGCAAAGCUGUUUGAAAUCGGUGCUGGCACAAGUGAAGUUCGCCGACUCAUCAUUGGUCGAAGCUUCAACGCCAUGUACAAAUAGACAGAACUGAGAAAUGGCAAUCACUAAACACUGACUGAGUGGUUUGCCGUGGAUGAAGACAGUGACUCACACCCAGGACCUUACUGUAUGAGCUGAGGUUUUCACGUGUUUCAGAAUUAAUGUCACCGGGAGAUUUUGAGACAUUAGAACCUGACCGACAACAAGCAAAACAAAUUAAGCGUUGAUUUACUCUUUUGGGUGGCCUUGAUGAGAUUUUGUGCUAUUUUUUCCUAUUAGGCUAGCUGUAGUCUCACUUACGGUUGCUUAAUAACCACUGAAAUGCCAGUAAUGCAAUAAAUAAUUUGUGUAAUAAAUGGGCAGAGUGAUGGACGUCCUCUCAAACACUCCCACCAGAGCCACAGAACAGCUGCUUCAUGCCGAAUAUCGAGCACGAAGAAUCUCAGAGGAGCUCCAGCCGUUAUCACUACAGCCAACACAUACACCUCAUGAUUUUUCUACUCAUCUGUCUCCUGUAAAUGUAUAGUUUUCAUCUAGAAAUAUGAGGGUUUUUUUAUGUAACUGCAAUUCAAAUCUUCCUGAAGUCUCUUUUGUGAUUUUAAUGUGAAAUGAUGCAAGAGCAAAAACAGCAGAUGUCUGUGAGCGUUCAGUUUUUAGCAUUAGAAUAAACAUGUAGAAUUUCUGGGAGCAAAGGUCGAUGUUUGAAACUGUCAAAGUCAGUGUCUGGAGAAAUCCUCCUCUGUGAGAUUUGUUUGUCGUCUCCUCUGCAAACAACUUUGAGUAUCAGUGUGUAGAUGUACAGUAUGAAAAUUCAUUAAAUAUCAUAGUUUGCAAUAAAAAAAAAGAAAACUUA